This is a messenger RNA of Labrus bergylta (ballan wrasse), 3938 nucleotides long. It is a transcript of the gene snx11, whose product is annotated as sorting nexin 11. NCBI's taxonomy places the organism in Eukaryota, Metazoa, Chordata, Actinopteri, Labriformes, Labridae. Gene Ontology annotation, molecular function: phosphatidylinositol phosphate binding. The record is from RefSeq and is a predicted model, not a curated record. Gene Ontology annotation, biological process: intracellular protein transport; vesicle organization. Gene Ontology annotation, cellular component: endosome.
ACGUCAUGUCGUGCGGCAGUUGUGACUUGCGAAAUGGGAGAAAGGAGGUGUCCGCGAAAACAAACCUCCGUGUUUGAGGAUUUUGUACUUUCAUAGAAGAGAAACCUCGACAAGCAGAACAACACAGACACCAGAAGCUCUUAUACUUCACCAGGAGAUAAAAGACACUCCGUGAAAUGCAUUACUCGAUAGGAUGAUCAGGAAUCAAGAAGAAGAUGAGUUUGUGGCAGUGCGGGUCCAAGAUCCCCGCAUUCAAAAUGAAGGCUCGUGGAAUUCAUACGUGGAUUAUAAAAUAUUCCUACAUACCAACAGUAAAGCCUUCACAGCUAAGACGUCCUGUGUGCGUCGGCGGUACAGCGAGUUCGCGUGGCUCAGGAAGAAGCUCCAGAAGAACACUGGUUUGGUGCCGGUCCCAGACCUUCCAGGGAAGUCUUUCUUCUCCUUCAGUAACGAGGACUUCUUAGAGGGGAGGCGGAAAGGACUUCAGGUCUUCUUGGACAAAGUGGUGAACAUGACGGUGUGUCUGUCAGACAGCCAGCUCCACCUCUUCCUGCAGACCCAGCUGCCGGUCGGUCACAUCCAGGACUGCGUGCAGGGACACACUCCCUACUCCGUGACCGACGCCAUCCUCACAUACGCCUCGUCCAAUCGGGGUUUAGCUCAGGCUCAGGAGGAGGAUUCCAUCAAGGAGCCGAGUCUGACUGUUUCAUACGAGUCCAUGGAGAGCCCCGCUCCUCAUCAACCUCUCCCUCAAACUACAGACAGCUUCAGCCCUCAGCUCCUCUCAUGCAGCGAGUCCGACCCUCUUAAAGGUUUACUGGAGCCCUGCGGUAAGGACACAGCCGAGCCGCCGCUCAAGGACAAAUCUUCUCUAAGGGAUCAGAAGAACAACCAUUUAGAGGCUGUCGUUGACGACUGCAACCCAGAAGAGGCGAGCUUUUUUGUGGGUGACAGCCCGCACGAGGGCCUCAGCGUUUCGGAUCAGGACCAGCCGAGGAGCUUUCCGAUUCAGACACCAGUGGAGGUGCACUCGCCCAUGGAAGAUGAGGGCGUUGUGGCGUUACAUACGGAUGAAGAGGCGGAUCAUAGUCCAGUCACAGACGAGAAGGCAGAACAGUCAGAAAGUCCAGUUGAGGAAAAUGUAGUGCCUCCGAGCCAGAAAAAUGUGUGAACAGAAGCAGUUUUAGAUUUUAAGGUCUGUGAUGUUGGAUCUCAGGAGGGCAUUCAGGAGGAUCAGGUUUUAGAAAAUCAUGUAAUCUCUGAGGAUCAUGGUGUUGAGUCUGUUGGUGGCAUUGAGCUUCAAGUUGCUGAUGAGAUCUGUCAGGAGGAGUUAAAGAGCUCUGAAGGACAGAAAGACCAAGACGACGACAAAAGUGAUGAACAAGAGCAGCAAGAGGAGACACCACUCGAGCCAGAAGUCCUCCAAGAUACUCCCAAUGAGCACAGUGUACAAAAUGUGGACGACAAUGCUGAACCAACGGACCAAGAGAAAGCCGGACAAGAGGUGGAUUUGGUCGGGACCAAAGAGGAGAGCGACGAGGAAAGCUGCUCUCUGCCGUCUUCCAACGGGAGCAUCAUCAAGGUCAGCGACGAGGAAAGCGUCUGUGAUGAAACCGAGGACUCGGCGCAGGAAGCGAACGGCUUCAUGAAAGCAUUACACGAGGACAACACAAACUGGUCAGAAGACGAGCCCUCUAGUGGACACAUUUUGGACCUGCACCUGAGCGGAAGCUGUGUGGAAAAAGGGGACAUUUCCACCCGAGAACUUCAAUACACAACUGACAUUAGUGACUUAAGUAAAUCUCUAGAUCUUAACUCAGCUGUGACCGGAGGAGAUUUGACUGAACACAGUGACUUCAGCGUCAUAGAGACGAGCUGCUCGCCUGUCUUAGCGGAUAGUAAAUGUGCAGAGCAGGAAGACCUGGAUGCGUCAGAGGAGGCUCAUGAGGUGGAGGUGCAUCAGAUAAACAGCUGAGUGGCAUUUACACUCCACACACGAUCACUAGCACACGAACAAACUGCAUUCUAAUAUCUGUGAACAUGCAUCAUUGUAAACCGUCUUCACAAUGUGAAUCCUGUCUGUCAGACAUACUACACUUUAAGAGAGCGUCACAUAAUACCUACACUGUGCUGUCAUGCAUGAACUGUUUUUCAGAGUUUAUAUUUAAUUUGAAAACCCAUAUCCUCAUUUAACCUCAGGUACACUAAAUACUGACACUGUUUCUUCCUCUUCCGGGCUUCUCUUCUGGAGGGUGGGAUUGUUUUUUUUGUUGAACAGCAGAGGGCGCUCGAGUUCACAAAAGGAAACAAGCAUUUGUUUUCUAACCUGAGUAUAAAGAGCUAAAGUUUUUAACUUUUGUUUUUUUUAUUGCAAACGUCAUGUGACUGCUCUGGAUUUAUGGGUUGUUUUUCUUCAGUACUUAAAGAGCAAAACACCUGAGAGAUGUUUUAAGACAGAAGGACACCUGAAUAGGUAGUCAAAAAAAAAAAGCUUCUCUGUUUACACUCACAUGUUCGUAGUUAUUUUGUGAAAGAGAGUUUGGACUGCUGACAGGAUGUUAAUCAAAUAAAGCUGAAUCUGAUAUGAAAUAAAACAGUUUUAACGUACACAAUUUUGAAAAAACACUCUUAAUAGGCGCUAAAACAUUUAAGACAAGAUGAACAAUUGAAUCCAAAGUCGCAGUCAACAGAUAAAAAGUCGUGGAGUAAACUACGACCUGAGUCCAGAGGCGGCAGAACAUUUUGUCCGAGUUUCUCCGGGUUAGCUGCUGGAGUUUAAUUUAUAAACCUUAAGACAAAUCAGUUUGAUAUCUUCUAAAUUAAGAGUUCAAGGACACAGAGAAAAGAGGGAAUUUCAUAUUUUAAAUAAGCUACAUUUUUAAAUAGAAAGUCAAAAACUGAUUCACUGAAACUCUAAAGUCUGCAGAUUAAUCUGAGUAAUGUCUUCACAGCCAGCAGGACAGGAGAGACUUUACAGCAGCCGAAACGCCUUCAGGUUACACACCAACAUGUGAGACAUUCUUUAAGAAAGGAAAGUUACAUGUGGCUUUUCACACACUGGGUUACUUAUUGUGAAACCUGCAUUAAUCAUGGUUUGACUCAAGUCGACUGAUGAGUCCAGCUGAGUCCUGAUGGUGACAUUUGAACACUGAUAAAAGUCACAACUUCAAAACGAUGUUCCUUAUCAGAAAUAACGUGUUUAUGUUGAAACUAAUAUACGGCAGAGGUCAUUGUUUGAAGGUGUAAGAUGGGGAUCAGAGAGCAGAAAGAAUAAAGCCCAACAAAGAUGAAUAAAAACAAAUCGAAAUAUAAUUUAUAAUGUGGCAGCAAAAGAAUUGAGCAUCAAUUUAAAUACUAACUCGGCCACUUUAUGUCCUCUGUGAAGUCGAUAAAGACACUUCUUUAAUCUUCUGAUCUGCCACUCAAAAAUCUCAUCCAUAUGGUUUACACUCGGCCUGAUCACUGCGGUGAUGAAGCGUCUUUUACAGGUUAUUUAUUUCAUGUCUGGUGUUUCUGUUGCAUCUCAUUUUGUCUGUAGUUUUACUGCUUACAUCGACAGCCUUCACUCAGUUCAGUGUGACACUAUUUUGAAGCUUCCUGACGUUGAACCACAGCGUUGUUUUCACACCUCAAACUGACCGCUUGUCGAUCAUUCUGUUGUGGUUUUAAAGGGACCCAGAGUUUGACGAGCGUCGCCCUGUGUGACGUCGGGUAUGUGGGGAUCUAGCAGGUGCAUUGCAGAGCGCUGGGUUUGCUUUCUUUCUAUACUGUACAUGAGUCGUUUAUUGUUUUAAUUGUAUUCAGAUGUGAGCCCUACCUUCUGUGGAGACUUUUAUUUUUUAACAUGGAUCUACAAGGGCAGAGAUAACAACCUGAGUGUCCAUGUAAACACAAACUAUGAUGCUGUUUUAUGUCAAAUAAAGAGUUUUCUCUUUUAA